Molecule: messenger RNA, 1611 nt
Organism: Nerophis lumbriciformis (worm pipefish)
Lineage: Eukaryota; Metazoa; Chordata; Actinopteri; Syngnathiformes; Syngnathidae
Source: RefSeq, a predicted model, not a curated record
AUGGCAGCUGGCGCCCAGGGAGAGACGCCGAGCCUUAGCGAACACGAGAGUCCAAUCGAGAACCACAGACAAAACCUCCGUCCGGACUGGAAGCUCAAACGUCCGCUUCCCGAGCUGGAGCGACUCGUUCCCGGCGCCUUCGGAGCCAUCAUGGCUGACAGCCCGCCCUCCCACUUCAACUGGAUUGGACGUUUAGCACAGUCAGUUGCAGUCACUGAUACUGUCACUUACAUUGUGUUUGCACUCUGCUCAGAGGUGCCCGGUUCACCGCAGGUGGUGGAAGAUGGCGGUGAGGAGGAUGAGGAGGAGCUGAGCGGUGGCGAGGAGGCCGACCUGCGCUCCAGUACGGGCCGGGGCUCACUGCUCACACGGCGAGGCAUCACGCUACGGGUGCUUCUCAAAGAUGGCUUAGUGGAGCCUGGCGAUGGCGUGCUGGCUAUCCACUACCUGGGUAAGAACUUCAUCGGGGACCUGCUAAACGACGGCAAAAUCCGCUGGGUGGAGACGGGUCAGAUCUUCAACUCACCUAGCGCUUGGGCCACCCACUGCAAGCGUCUGGUCAACCCAGCCAAAAAGUCUGGAUGCGGCUGGGCGUCUGUACGCUACCACGGGCAGAAGCUGGCCCAGUACAAGACGACCUGGCUGCAUAAGUACCAACCCAGUGCAGAUAUGAGCCUCGUGAGUGAAGAUGACGAUGACGAGGAUGAAGAGGAAGGAAAAUCCACCAUGCAAGCUGAAGAGAAGAACAGAAACAACAAACCUGGUGGAUUACACGAUGCUUUAGCUCCAAGGAGAACGGACCGAGAAAGAAUCCCGGUCAGAUAUUGCACUCUUGGUACUAGGGACGCUUCCAGAGACCCUCACACGCUGGUGGAACUGUCGGCCUUCUCGGCCAUUAACAGGUUCCAGCCGUUCAACGUGGCAGUGUCUAGUAAUGUCCUGCUGCUCAUGGACUUCCAUUGUCACUUGACCACCAGUGAGGUGGUUGGAUACCUCGGAGGACGUUGGGACACAAAUACACAAUUGCUGACAGUCUUACGGGCGUUUCCAUGUCGAACGAGACUGGCAGACAAAGACGCUGCUUCUGCUGUCGAGGAGGAGAUUUGCCAGAACUUGUUCAUGCGCGGAUUGUCGUUGGUGGGCUGGUACCACAGUCACCCGCGAGGGCCGGCCCUGCCAUCUCUGCAGGACAUUGAUUCGCAGAUGGACCACCAACUGAGGCUGCAGGGUUCCAACAAUGGCUUCCAACCAUGUUUAGGAGUCAUCUGCGGACCGUACUAUCACGGUAAUCAAGGCGUGGCCUCCACGAUCACGCCGUUCUGGGUUGUUCCGCCACCCGAGCAAAGGCCAAACGAUUACGGCAUCCCCGUGGCUGUGGAGGUCACCUACGUCCAAGACAACUUCCUCACCAGCGACGUCCUCAACGAGAUGGUUCUGUUAGUGGAUUUUUACAAGUCCGCCCCUGAUCUCGUCCAUUUUAACCAGUACUGGUGUCCGGACACCACCAUGAUGGACAAGAUUAAGGGCUCGUUGAGUUGCCACGCCCCUAAGGACCAAGCGUACUCGCAGAUUUUGGAGCACGUCUACAGCCAGCUGAGUGGCGUGCAGUGA